AUAGUUUAUUUAUCUAAUUUAUUUUUGUAUUUUUUCCUAAAGUUGUGCAAUUAGUACCUUGUUAUAAAUGUACUAAUAAAGUUUUAUCAAUUUCGCAUUUUGUUGUUAAACAAUGUGCAUCAAAAUUUACUAUAUUAUAAUUUAACCGUAUUUUAAAAUAUUCUUUUCUCAUGAAGUUUAUGUACUAAGAAAAAAUGUCAGAAAAACCAAUUGUAGCUAGUGGCACCCAGCCGAUCGUCAAGAUUGGGCACUACACGCUUGGUGCUACACUGGGAGUAGGUACAUUUGGUAAAGUGAAGAUAGGAGAGCAUCAAUUGACCAAGCACAAAGUGGCUGUGAAAAUCCUCAACAGGCAGAAAAUCAAGUCUCUAGAUGUUGUCGGCAAGAUAAAGCGAGAAAUACAGAACCUAAAGCUUUUUAGGCAUCCCCAUAUUAUAAAAUUAUACCAGGUAAUAUCAACUCCUACUGAUAUUUUUAUGAUUAUGGAAUAUGUAUCCGGUGGGGAGCUGUUUGACUAUAUUGUGAAACGUGGCAAACUGCAAGAGCAUGAAGCACGAAGGUUCUUCCAACAAAUAAUUUCGGGGGUGGACUACUGCCAUCGCCACAUGAUUGUACACAGGGACUUGAAGCCAGAGAACCUGUUGCUAGAUCACAACAUGCAUGUGAAGAUUGCAGACUUUGGAUUGUCAAACAUGAUGAUGGAUGGUGAAUUUUUGAGGACAUCUUGUGGAUCGCCAAAUUAUGCUGCACCUGAGGUAAUAUCAGGAAAACUGUAUGCUGGUCCAGAAGUAGAUGUGUGGUCAUGUGGAGUCAUUCUAUAUGCAUUACUCUGUGGCACAUUACCCUUUGAUGAUGAGCAUGUGCCAACACUGUUUAGGAAGAUCAAAUCAGGAAUAUUUCCCAUUCCUGAAUAUCUAAACAAGAGUGUUGUGAGUUUGCUUUGCACAAUGCUACAAGUAGAUCCAAUGAAGAGGGCUAAUAUUGAAGAUGUAAAGAAGCAUGACUGGUUCCAGAAGGAGCUUCCUGGAUACUUGUUUCCAUCUCCUGUAGAGCAAGACAGCAGCGUAAUCGACACAGAGGCGAUAUCAGAAGUGUGCGACAAGUUUAGUGUGAAGGAGCAUGAGGUGCACAACGCGUUACUAAGCGGCGACCCGCACGACCAGCUCGCCAUCGCAUACCACCUUAUUAUAGACAACAAACGUAUUGCUGACGAGGCCGCUAAAGCUGAGAUCAAGGAUUUCUAUGUUGCUAGCCAGUCCCCGCCCGCGGCGCCCGUGGCGGCGGAGGCGGCGCGGCCGCACCCGGAGCGCAUCGCGCCGCUGCGGGAGCCCGUGCAGGACAGGCCCGCGCAACGCGGCACGCCCGUCAAGAGGGCUAAAUGGCACCUCGGCAUCAGAUCCCAGAGCAAACCCAACGACAUAAUGCUGGAAGUAUUCCGCGCUAUGAAAGCACUCGACUAUGAGUGGAAAGUGAUCAAUCCUUAUCAUGUUCGGGUGCGAACGCUUAAUAAGAUGACUGAGAAGUAUGUAAAGAUGUCUCUGCAACUGUAUCAAGUGGAUUACAAGUCAUACUUGCUGGACUUCAAGUCCCUGUCUGGCGAAAAGGAGGACGUGGAAGAAGAGGCCGCGUCUCCUCUGGUGCCGCCGCCGCCACUAGUUCUGCCGCCACCAGGCUCCCCGCUGGCAACUGGUCAUCACACUAUGGAGUUCUUCGAGAUGUGUGCAGCGUUAAUUAUACAACUCGCUCGAUAAAUGACAUCAUCUCUAUUCACGGAGUGGAACUAAAACGCGUUUUCUAUUGUA
Messenger RNA from Achroia grisella, 1802 nucleotides. RefSeq names its product 5'-AMP-activated protein kinase catalytic subunit alpha-2 (gene AMPKalpha). Gene Ontology annotation, molecular function: ATP binding; protein serine/threonine kinase activity. Gene Ontology annotation, biological process: protein phosphorylation; intracellular signal transduction. The transcript is spliced from 7 exons. The record is from RefSeq and is a predicted model, not a curated record. Gene Ontology annotation, cellular component: cytoplasm. Bases 195 to 1751 code for a protein of 518 amino acids. Lineage: Eukaryota; Metazoa; Arthropoda; Insecta; Lepidoptera; Pyralidae.